AUGGCCGCUGCAGACCUGCUCUUCGCCAUGUGCCUGCGGCACCGCGGCGUGCACGUGGAGAACUACGGGUUCCUGGUGCCGGGCGGGCAGCCGUGGGGCGCGGACGAGUUGGCGCAGGAGUUCGUGGUGAAUUUCCACCAGGCGUACGACGCUCUCCUGAGCGGCAGCGGCGGCGAUCCUCUAGUGCGCUCGCCCUACUGGGACGCGCAGCCGCCGCCGCUCCACGGCUGCCUGCUCGUGGCCCACCCGGUGGAGAGUCCGGGCCACCUCGGGCGCGUGCACGCCGCGGUGCUGGCCGCGCGCCGGCGCGAGGUGUCGCCGCUGGGGCGGCCGCGCUCGUGCCUGCCGGCGCCGCUGGCGCUUGCGCGGCAGGCCGAGGUGCGCAUCAGGGCGCCCGGCGGCUCGACGAAGCAGUUCUGGAGCUCCGGGCUGCUGGCAGGCCUCGACCGCUGCCUGCGGCGCCGGCCGAGCCCGCGGUGCGAGUGGCGCGCGCUCUCGGGGCAGUGCCUCGGCCUGAGCCUCUACGAGCCGGGGCGCACCGCGGCGGAUUGCGCUUCCGCUUGCUGCAGCUCGGGCGACGCUUGCGAGGUGUUCCAGUUCAACAUCGAGGAGGGCUGCUGGCUGGGCUCCCGGCUGGGCUGCCCGGAGCAGGGGGCCGCCGAGCCGGGCCGCUGGGAGGGCGCCGUGAAGUCGGGGGCGUAG
Prorocentrum cordatum is the source of this 702-nucleotide messenger RNA. The record is from the annotation of a GenBank genome assembly. NCBI's taxonomy places the organism in Eukaryota, Dinophyceae, Prorocentrales, Prorocentraceae.